Messenger RNA from Xyrichtys novacula (pearly razorfish), 8769 nucleotides. NCBI's taxonomy places the organism in Eukaryota, Metazoa, Chordata, Actinopteri, Labriformes, Labridae. The record is from the annotation of a GenBank genome assembly.
AUGUCUGCCUCCGCCGUGUUUGUGCUGGACCUGAAGGGGAAGGUAAGAUUAAUCCAGCCGAUAAUUGAGCUCUUCAAGAACCGUAUACUUCAUUAUCUCGAAGUGGUCGUAGCCUAUAAGCGACAUAAGUUAUAUAAAAUUUAAAGUGACUCCUCGUUUUUUUUAACCUGCUCAAUCAUUAAUAGACUUUGAGAGGUUAAAAAUUAAUGAGAAGCUUGCGACACUCAUUCAUUUGGAAUUUCUCCCUCACUUCCGGAUACAUGUCUGUCCGUGGAAACAUGAACUACAGCCGUGAAUAACUACUUUAGUAAAAGUGACCAAUAGUGCUGCAGCACCUUUGGGAUUCUACUCGAGUGAAGCAUCUGUUCAUGGCAGUGCAUCACCACUCUUAAGACACCCUCGGACCUUCACUUACUGUUGCUACAGUAUGGCACCGAUAUUCAGAACCUGUAACCUGAUACACAAGGUAGUUACUAAGAAACAGGAAGUACACAUGGUUUCACCUGUUUUAUAUAAUAAAGGGUGUGCGAACAGAAAUAUAGGGGAGAGUGGGGUAAGAUGAGACAUUUUUCAUAUUUAGGAUCACUACAUCAACACAAUCAUAGUUUUGUCUCUAACUCGUGUAUCUGCAUAUAUUUCAAGAUGUUGUGCAUCCCUGCAAACCAACAGAAUGAGCAUAAACAUAACUGUCAUGAUAAUAUAGCAUGACAAAAAGGAGGUCUCCUAUGGUCAACUUACCCCGUGUUAGGGUGAAAAAUGUUUUUUUUUAAAUAAAUGUCAAACCCCUUCACCCAUGUUCUUCUAACCUUCACAGACUCCAUGAAUUGAUGCCCAUCUCCUAAAUAUUUGGUCACAUGAUCAAUUUCUUUUACCAUUUCCAAGCUACAGGGGAUGGCUCAACUUACUCCACUCUUCCCCAUUUGUGACAUUUCAUUAGAUGUGAACCUCAAAAAGAUGCAGUUCAACUCACCUGCAGUUUGUUGUCAUCUUAGGUUAUUGCAUCUUGGGCACGUUCUACCUGUUUUUUAUUUUAUUUACUUCAUUAUAACAGCUUAAGACUUCUAGAAGUGUAAGGGACCCCUAAUGUUCUAAUAGAAGGGUCUGAAAACUUCAGAGACAGACCUGUUUCAGUCUACUGUGCUAAAUCACAAAUACAUCGCCAUCUGAGGGUCUCUAUCUUAAUAUAUUGGGGUGAAGUAGUGGAGUAACAGUGAUGGAAGUAAAAGUGAGAUUAAUACACUUUACUACACUGUAAAAAUUAUACUUUAUAAUAUAUUCAUGUCCUGUAGAAGCGUAAUUACUUUAAUAAACAGGGGGAAAUGUUCACAGUGUGUUUUGUGAUUGAUGUAGUCCGUGUAGUUUAACAUUUUAUGUGUUUUAUGUGCUUUUCAUGUGAUUUUGAAUUUCCACCACUGACAGCAAAAUUAGUUCAAUUUCUAACCUACUGAUCAGGUUAUCAAUGAAGUAACUGGUUGAAUAAUUGUAUUUUAAAAAAGGGAAAAGGUCAUAGUUUUAAUACAAAUCGAUUGUUCCUCUUUUUACUUCCUUAUAAUAGCCUUAGCUUGAGACAGGAAAAUCUUUACACAGAAAAACAUAUGACUGAGUUUUUUUCCUAAGAACUACCAAAGUGUCAAAACAGAACUGGGAAAAACAGAACAGAUAAUAACUCUGCAAAAAAGAACCAAUGUAAUACCUGGAACUCUUGAAUCUGCUCACAAAAAGAGAAGAUUUUAUUAAUUUUGUGUACCAUAUUUGAGCCACAAUAAUGGGAGAUAUAUAAAAAUUAGAUAUUAGCUGCAGUAGUAAACACCAUAAUAUGUAUAACAUGCAGUCAUCUAACAUCUACACGGCCUUCUGUUAUUUCAGGUGCUGAUUUGUCGGAACUACAAAGGCGAUGUGGACAUGGCUGAGAUUGACCACUUCAUGCCUCUCAUGAUGACACAUGAAGAAGAAGGCCUCCUGUGCCCUGUGCUGUCACAUGGCAGUGUUCACUUCAUGUGGAUCAAACACAGCAAUCUCUACUGUAUCCUCAUUCUACAUGCUUCUUGUGUUUGCCAAUCACUCAAGGUUAUGAAUAAAUGUGCUCUUCAAUUCAGCACUCCACAGAUUAAUGGAUGACAACAUUUGACUGUACUUAUAAUGUUAAAUACUCCUUGACCAAGCCCUGCACAGUGGUGGCCACUACAAACAAAAACUCCAACGCCUCUCUCGUGUAUUCAUUUCUUUACAAACUGGUCGAGGUGGGUCACAUACACAGCAAACUUAUGAUUUAAAUGUUUGUUUUAAAGAAUUGUUGUACAGUUUCCAUGGAAUUAGAUUCAUUUUUAUGAAGAGAAAGCCCUUAAAAAUCUGUCUUUUACCUUCCAGGUGUUCACAGAGUACUUCAAAGAGCUGGAGGAGGAGAGCAUUCAGGACAACUUUGUGGUUGUCUAUGAGCUGCUGGAUGAACUGAUGGACUUUGGUUUCCCUCAAACUACAGACAGCAAAAUCCUACAGGAGUAAGAGUCCCCAGCAUACUGCACACACAUGUUGACAUAGAUGAAAUUAACUGAAAAAGAGUGUGGAGUUGAAUCACAGCAGGCUAUUUUUUCAUGUUUUAUCACCUCCAGAUAUAUUACUCAGGAAGGGGCCAAGCUUGAGGUAGCAAAGUCAAAGGUGCCAACCACCGUCACCAACGCCGUCUCCUGGAGGUCAGAGGGGAUCAAAUACAAGAAGAAUGAGGUUUUUAUAGACGUCAUUGAGUCCAUCAAUGUUCUGGUGAGAAAAGAUGAUCAGCUUGACCGAUUGAAAAAACUCUUAAAGUUGACAUUUUGCUUUUCACACAUUCAUGUUUUCAGCAUCAAUCAGAAGCGGUCACUUUGUGUUUUAUGCAACAGUUAAAAAGGACACUAAAACAAAUUUAGGCACUCUAUGUUAUUUUUUUAUAUAUAUUGACAUUUUUUUUUUACUGUGAAAUUUAACCAAAUUAAACAAUCAUGUUUUUAUCCUUACACUAAAAAAAUAAAUACUAAUUCCUUGCUGUGUGUUAUUUGUUCAGGUGAAUGCUAAUGGCAGUGUGAUGAGCAGUGACAUUGUGGGCAGCAUCAAGCUAAAAACCAUGCUCUCUGGGAUGCCUGAGCUGAGACUGGGCCUUAAUGACCGAGUGCUUUUUGCUCUCACUGGACGUACGUUCACUUCUUCCUCUGUCUUUAACCAACCAUCUACUGCUCUGGUUAUCUACAUGUAGCUUAUCUUUCUGCUUUGUCUGUAUUUGAAUUCAUGCCAGUUUUGCUGUUUUAUGUUCAGGUGACAAAGGAAAGACAGUGGUGAUGGAGGAUGUGAAGUUCCACCAGUGUGUCCGUCUCUCUCGCUUUGAGAGCGAUCGAACGAUCUCCUUCAUUCCUCCCGACGGAGAAUCUGAACUUAUGUCCUAUCGCAUCAAUACCCAUGUUAGUAUCAAAUAGUUUCUUGCAUUACACCAUGUUUCGUAUGUUUUAACGCCAUAUUUGAGGCAUUCAUUAUGCCUUUUGAAACUCUUAUUUCAUUCAGUAGAGACGAGCAUUUCUGUAAGGUCAAGGAUCAGAGACUAAUGUUGUCACUAGCCGUCAGUAAAUCUAUUUCAAUGCCCUGUUCACGAACACAUCUUGUUGUUGUUGUAAGACUUUCUAUGUAAUGCAACUUUAAUACUUUUACCCUCAAGCAUUUAUCAAAUACCCGUAGUUACCGGCUAUUUUUUCCAAUGAAAAAAACAUAACCCCUACUGCCAGUAUCACCAUAUUUAGUCAGUGUUAAUACAAAUGGUCACAGGAAAUUCACAGGCAUUGACCACUGUGAGAAGGCUGCUAGAAUAACUCAAAUUUAAGAUUCUUGACUUUAACAGUUUUCAAAUAAUGUCAAUGACUGAAACCAAGGUAGUGUCAUUAAAUGAAUAACACUUUUUUAAAAGUUAGACCAUUCAAUCAUUGUUCAUAUGGCCAUUCAAUAUGGGCAGAAAUAAUGAAUCAUGAAAGAAAAUUCUUUAUUUAAUUUUUAACAACCUGCCCAACCAUACAAAACCUGGCAAUUUUUCCCUUUAAAACUAAGAUGAGUCCUGAAUACCACGCAGAUGUAACUACAAAAAGGAUGUAUGUGACACAUAAACUGUAAAACUCUUUGCUUACAGAAACCCUCUCUUUUCCUUCCUACAGGUAAAGCCUCUGAUAUGGAUUGAAUCAGUCAUAGAGAAAUUCUCUCACAGUAGGGUGGAAAUCAUGGUUAAGGUAAUGAUACACUUAUUCUUGUAUUAAAUCCACAAAGUAACACGUAUUUAAUGAUUUUAGGUGUUACUGGAGGUAUGCUCGACAGCCUGACAAGAAAAGUGUAAAAAAAAAAAAGAGUACAAAAGCCAUCAGGCUCAUAAAUCAAACUCAAUGACAACACAAACUGCAUUACAUACAGUCUGGAGUUCUUCCUGUGCAGGGGACAUAACAAGAUACUCUGUCUUAUUUUUAUAUUUUUAGGCAAAAGGACAAUUUAAGAAGCAGUCUGUGGCAAAUAAUGUGGAGGUGAGGGUGCCUGUCCCGAGUGAUGCCGAUUCACCAAAGUUCAAAACCAGCACAGGCCACGCCAAAUAUGUGCCCGAGAAGAACCUGGUGGUGUGGACCAUCAAGUCUUUCCCUGUAAGAGAUACGCAACUGAACUGAUGUUCAUAGUACAAUGUGCAUUUAACUCUGUUAUCUCUAACCUCUAUUUGUCUGUCUGUCUCAUUCAGGGGGGUAAAGAGUUUCUAAUGAGAGCACAUUUUGGUCUGCCCAGCGUGGAGAAUGAUGAGCUGGAGGGCAAACCUCCCAUUACUGUUAAAUUUGAGAUCCCAUACUUCACAGUCUCAGGAAUACAGGUGUGUUUAAGUGAAAACAACUCUGUUUACGCUGAGUCAUUAAAUGUCAGACAACACUGAAAAGGGCCUGUAAUGUAAUCUGAGCCAACCUUAGAGCAAAACGCACUUAUCAUCGAUCCAAAGUGUAUGAGAGCAAAUAAAAUCUUGUUUGUAUUGAUGCCGUUAAAAAGUUUAACCAUCAUCCGUCUGUUUUGCAUAGGGUGUGUUCAGUUAACAGCCUCUGGAUAAUCGAGUUUGGUCCUGUAAUAGCUGAUAUUAUGUGCAAUUAUGUGCUCAAACUAGACUUUGAUUUGAUUAAUGACUUUUUUGUGCCUCUCUGUCUCCUUCUCUCUUUUUCACCAGGUGCGAUAUAUGAAAAUUAUUGAAAAAAGCGGUUAUCAGGCUUUACCGUGGGUACGGUACAUUACCCAGAGUGGAGGUAGGUAUAUUUUUUACAUUGUGUGAAAUUGUGUUUUGUAUAGAAUGUACUAUUCAAAAUAUACAACACUGCAAAAUACCUGCAAUUUCCCCCCUCAGAUUCCUCUUUGAAAUACUUUUGUGUGUUUUUUUUUCAUCACUGUAGACUACCAGCUGAGGACAAAUGUGUGAUGCCUGAGGAUUUGCUGUAUAGUCUUCACUUGUAGGACCUCCAGAGGAGUAUCAGCGAUCAUUUUACUCCACUGAAGGACUGUCUUAAAAUUUCAUCUGGUCUAUGUAAAGUCACUGAUAUUGUUUAAAAAAAAAUCUGUGUGCAACUGAAUUUUAUUGAUUGUAUUGGGAGAGAACUGCUAAUAAUGUACAUGUUGAAUCAAAUUAUUGCCUUAAAAUAAUAUGUCACUUGUAACCUUUAUAUUUGUGCCCUGCUCGUUUCUUCUUCUCUUGUUUUUCUCUUGUUUUUUAACACCAUAUAUGUGCAUCAUUUGUCUUCGAUGCGUUGUGUAGUCACAGUCAGUAAAUUCCGCCCAAAAUUAAAAGCUCCAGACCGGACUAACCCGCCCUUUUUUCCUCACUCGUAUGUGGAGAAAUACAUCGCAAAGGUCAGAAAUGUGAAUGAGUUCCCUUUGAAGGCUUCAACGUAUACGAAUCGCCCGCUUUCCUCGCUGAGCGAUCUGAUUGGUCGACUCGUGCUGUUACCACAGUGAUGGCGUAGUAACCGAGUUGUAACUCCGCCUCUUUUACCCUAUCAGGACGAGAAACACCCUCCAGGCGAGUUGUGAUUGGUCAGCGUGUGUUCCCCUCAAUGUUUGUAAAUUGUAGACUGCAGACACUGCUGUGUAGAUCUCAGCGCGCAAAUGUAUUUCCUAAUGUUUAUCAACAUUUACUGUUCAGAUUAUAUUUAAAAUUCAACCGGUCGAUUGAAGCAGCGGAACGGAUCAUUUCGGCGGCGUUGAGGAUCCAACAGAAAACCGAGUAAGGUCUAAUUAACAGCUCUGUGGUUUGUUUUUGACGAUAGCGGUUAGCCUCGGGGCUAAUUGUUUGUGAGAUAAAGUCGGCUUAAGUUAUGUGUCUGUUAGAAGAACAUAUGUUUCACAAAGUGUGUCAGUUUACACGGACAAAACCACCUAUUGUUGAAUUCAGCUAGCAGUACGAUAACAUGGCGUCAUGUGGGAGCUGAAGCUUACGUUAGGCGGAUACAGACGCAGCUAGCUGUAUCUGUUCGAUCUGAGCCUCUUGUAAACACCUCUCGUGGUUUAUUACCCUGUUAUUGACGUUUGGAGAGCCCGUGGUUUAAACUGUUGCUCUACAUGUCCUACCGACCAGGCAGAGAGUGUCUAUGAUGGUCCUUAGUCAGAUGGAUGCCGGUAGAGCUUUGACGGCGGCGGCAGCCAAAGGAGACAGCAGUGAGGUGCAGAGGAUCCUGGAGGACUGCAGAGUUCACCCUGAUACUCUCAAUGAGUUUGGCAGGACUGCACUACAGGUGAGGACCAAUGUCCACAAAUAAUACUGAUGGACAACCAGAUAGAAACUCCACACACUGCAAGAAAGGAAUUUCAAGAAAGGAAAACAGCCUUGUAUUUUGUGAACAAAAAGAAUAUUAAUCAUGUCAAGCAUGUUUGAUAUUAGAAAAAUGAUCUAAUUUUAAGAGAAAAUAGCUAACUUUUUCUUCAUAAGAUAUUCCAGCUAAUUUUGAGAUAGAAUAAACCAUAAAUAGAGUAAAACAUGUUUAACAAUAAAAUCCAGUGGAGCAGCAAGAUCAUCUGUGUCAAUUUCAGAGUGAGACAUAUGUACAACCUCUGGAUUUAAGAAUGACAUGAAACAAGAACAGUUGUUUUUUUUUUUACAUGAAAUUUCCAUUGCAGGUCAUCUGAACCUGACAGAAUCUGCUGCCUCAUACAUUAUCUGACAUGUAAAGAUGUCAGUAGGCUGGUCUGUACAACACACAACAUAAUACAAUGACCAGAUAAACACAGCAAAACAACAAAGAACAACAAAGAACAUACUUGCUUUCCACAUGCUUGCUUGUAGAAUGAAAAAUAUAUAUUUAAUGAGAAUGUUUUGGUAUCUUGAUUUAAGACAACAUCACGUAUAUUUGCUUAGCUGUUUUAAGAAAUUAUGUCUUAUUUGAACUACUGUCAUGCUCAUUAAUAAUCCUAGAUUAAGGUGUAUUUUCUUGAAGUUCAUGAAUUAAAGAGACUAAAUUCUAAUUUGAAGUAACAUCAUCUUCAUUUUUCACUGCUUGCUGUUGAAAAAAUUAGAUUAAUUAAUUAUUUAUGCCUGAUACAAGAUUAUUUGAUCAAAUAUAAAAUUAUUUUGCUUCUUUCUAGUAGGGCUGUUUUUGAAGUGCAUAGCCUACAUCUGUAAGGUAUUAGGGGAGAGUGGGGUAAGUUGAGCCACCCCCUGUUGCUUGGAAAUGGUAAAAGAAAUUGAUCAUGUGACCAAAUAUUUAGGAGAUGGACAUCAAUUUAUGGAGUCUGUGAAGGUUAGAAGCACAUGGGUGAAGAGGUUAGACGUUUAUUUACAAAAAAAGCAUUUUUUGUUUUUCACUAAAAGUGAAUUUAGUCUGUCAUAAGUUUUAUUAGAAUUGUGUUCAGACCAAAAAAGAUCAUUUUAAAUUUGUUUUAUACAUCAAUUGUGGUAUCUAUGAGCUACAAGAUGAGGUCAAAUCUAGAAUAAAAGUCCACCAUUUUUGCUUGGAGGACUAAUAAAGUCAUCAUAGUAGUUCACAGGGCAACAGAGCAAAGACAAAGUACUUGCAUGUCCACUCAGGUCCUCUGUAGUAUUGAGUAUGCUCUCAAAUCGUAAAAUAAAAUGUGGAUUAUAUCAUAAUUCAGCUUGUUUUACCCAAUGUGCUCAGGGUCAUAAUUACUUUGUGUUCAAACUUUUCUGGGCAGGUUUGACCCUGAGGGAUAUUUCUAAUGUUUUGCCAACACCAUUUAAAUAACUGAAGGUAGAAUACGUUGUAAAACUGCAAACAAAGGAGGAUAAUUAAUCAUACUGAAUACUCAAAAUGUCACCCUGAAUCACACUUCAGCCUUCAUAGAGGUAGGACUAAAUAAAGAUAAGAAUCAAGGGUCAGCACAUUUGAUUCAAACACAGCUCCAAUGAACUGCUCUCUUUCCCUCUCCUUUCAUAUUUCGCAGGUAAUGAUGAUGGGGAACUCCAAGAUUGCCGGUCUGCUGUUGGAAAAAGGAGCAGACCCGAACGUUCAGGACAAACACGGGAUAGCGCCCGUCCACGACGCAGCACGCACAGGAUUCCUGGACACACUGCAGGUUUUGGUGGAGUACGGCGCCUCAGUAAACGUCUCAGACCAGAGCGGUGCCCUGCCUAUCCACAUUGCCAUCCGCGAGGGUCACCGUGAUGUUGUGGAGUUCUUGGCACCGCGUUCUGACCUGAAGCACGCCAACACAAGCGGUCAGACAGCCAUAGACGUGGCUCGAGCUUCCUGUGUGCCCGAUAUGAUUGACUUGCUUUUCGCUCACAUUCAUAGUUAG